Lineus longissimus is the source of this 1407-nucleotide messenger RNA. Its product is annotated as coiled-coil domain-containing protein 12-like. Lineage: Eukaryota; Metazoa; Nemertea; Pilidiophora; Heteronemertea; Lineidae. The transcript has a single exon. The record is from RefSeq and is a predicted model, not a curated record. Gene Ontology annotation, cellular component: post-mRNA release spliceosomal complex; U2-type spliceosomal complex. Bases 2 to 499 code for a protein of 165 amino acids.
CAUGGCUUCCACAGAAGUUGGAAAAAUGCAAGAUGAAGCAAAUAAGAGAAAAGAACGUUUAAAAGCAAUGAGAGAUAGACAAAGACAGUUGGAAGGGGACGUUAAUGAACCUCCCGACAAGAGGGCUAAUCUUGAUUCUGGCGAAUCCCUCCCAAAACCGAUUUUCAGGAGCUACAAACCUCAGGAUGAACGUCUGAAAGAACAAAGUGUUGAAGUUGAAAAACCCAAGCCGGUUGAGGUUGGGGACAAAGUCAAAGAUCAGUUAGAAGCUGCUAGACCUGAGCCAGUUGUUGAGGAAGUCGAUUUGGUGAAUCUUGCACCGAGAAAACCGGACUGGGAUUUGAAAAGGGAUGUCGCGAAGAAGUUAGAAAAGUUGGAUCGCAGAACGCAACGUGCCAUUGCGGAGCUCAUUCGAGAUCGGCUGCAAAUGGGAAAUGAGGAUCUUGCUGGUGUGGUCAGUGCUGCAGUGCAACCUGCAGCAGAUGAGGACGAUGAUUGAGGUUGAUGGGUGACUUUGUUACAUUUUUACAACAUGAAUUAAAGCAGUCGCUGUGGAUGUCAAUCAUCGGAUGUGACUAUAUUUUGUUGUUGUUGAUCCACAGGAUGAUGGAAUGACCACCGUUGAGUUGGGAGAGAAAAGAACAAAGUGGUAUGGUGUAGUGGUUAAUCACUACAGAUGUAAAGAAAGUAUAACUCAUUGUUAAACUCAACUAUGUAAGGACUAAGGAGGGACUUCAGGGAGUGGUAUAGUCAGUGCAUGAUCUACUCUUGAGUCUGAAAUGAGUUCAACGUCAAAGCCAUGUCAAGAAACCUUCAGAAACUGCAAUGACUACCAUAAAGUGACUGUGGCAGAAUCGAGUCAUCAUUGUAGAUCUUCUGAUCUGUGGUGCAAUUACGUGAAGGUUACUAUAACACGGGUUAUUUGUCAAGAAACCUUUAGAAACUGCAAUGACUAUCAUAAAGUGACUGUGGCAGAAUCGAGUCAUCAUUGUAGAUCCUCGAUCUGUGGUGCAAUGACGUGAAGGUUACUAUAUAACACGGGUUAUUUAAAAGGACAGCAGUUUCCUGAACAGUAGCUUCCUGAAACUAUUGUGAAGAUUUUACUUUUACUUGGGAAAACAUUUUAUAGUUCAUGUAGGGACAGUUCAUGUAUGCCCGGAACAAUAUUAUGUGGCAUCAUUUUUGAUGAACGAGGAACCUGUUGGCUACUAACAUUUAGACUACCACAGUGUUUACCUAUUUUAACAAGUUUGAAUGGCACAAUCUCAUACUUCGUGACUCUGAAAAUAUUUUCCUGCCUUUGGCUGGAUGAUGUGAUUAUGUCCAUGUUCCAUGCUUUCUGAGGUGGUGUAUCUCAUGGCAGAAUGUCAGCAUUGAUUCAUUAAAAUAAGAUUUUGUCAUGUAAAA